This is a messenger RNA of Homo sapiens (human), 6595 nucleotides long. RefSeq names its product contactin 5 (gene CNTN5). Bases 628 to 3930 code for a protein of 1100 amino acids. Gene Ontology annotation, cellular component: GABA-ergic synapse; plasma membrane; presynaptic membrane. The record is from RefSeq and is a predicted model, not a curated record. The transcript has 26 exons. Gene Ontology annotation, biological process: presynapse assembly. Lineage: Eukaryota; Metazoa; Chordata; Mammalia; Primates; Hominidae.
ACACCAGCCGCAGGAGGCGCCGCACCUACUUCCCAAUAUAACCAACUACGGCGUGGGGGAGCGGAACUGCGAGAAGGCGGCAGCCAAAGUGCCAUUAAAGCUCGGGGCGGAGAGGAUGCGUUACCUGGGUCCCGUCUGCUGCGAGAGGCAGGGCAAGCUGGAGGAUUCCCUCUGAAUGAUUAAGAACUCCGCAAUUCGCCUCUGCCACAGGCUGCAAAGGACCCGAGGAACCGCUCUCUCUGAACUGUGCUGAUGGGCAGGAGGAUGGGAGACAGGAAUUGAGAGUCACAGAGGAAGGACAGUGGAGUCUGGCAUCUUAUUGGAGCCUCAGCAAAUAAAUGGCCUAAACAAUUGGAAGCCUAGGGAUGUAAUUGCUGGUCUUCUAUUAAAAAGUGAAGGAGACAAGAUUUUAAUGAAGGUGUCUUUAAAGGAUUGCCAUUUAAUGCCAUUCAAGAUCUACUAAGCAUCAUUUUUGCAUGACUACUGCAAAAGGAUUACUUUACAGAUACCAGUUCCUUUGUCAAGAGCAUACUUUGGACCCUGUUUUCAGAAAGCAGGGCACUCUUUAAUGAAGAAACACCAGAGCUGUUAAACACAUUGAGACACAGAAGAUUCUAGUGACUGAGGAUGGCUUCCUCUUGGAAACUAAUGCUGUUUCUGUCAGUCACCAUGUGUCUUUCAGAGUAUUCAAAAUCUCUUCCUGGUCUCUCCACUUCAUAUGCUGCUUUGUUAAGAAUUAAGAAGAGUUCAUCUUCAUCUCUCUUUGGUUCCAAAACCAGACCACGAUACAGCAGCCCUUCAUUAGGAACACUGAGUGCUUCUUCACCCAGCUGGCUAGGGGCAGCUCAGAAUUAUUAUUCCCCCAUCAAUCUUUAUCAUUCCUCAGAUGCCUUCAAACAAGAUGAAAGUGUGGACUAUGGGCCAGUUUUUGUGCAAGAACCAGAUGAUAUUAUUUUUCCAACUGAUUCUGAUGAAAAGAAGGUAGCAUUGAAUUGUGAAGUUCGUGGCAAUCCAGUUCCCAGUUACAGAUGGCUUCGAAAUGGAACAGAAAUAGAUCUGGAAAGUGAUUAUCGCUACAGUUUGAUAGAUGGCACCUUCAUUAUAAGCAAUCCAAGUGAAGCAAAGGAUUCUGGUCAUUAUCAGUGUUUAGCAACCAACACUGUGGGGAGUAUUCUUAGUAGAGAAGCUACACUGCAGUUUGCCUAUCUGGGAAAUUUUAGUGGCCGGACAAGAAGUGCAGUCUCUGUGAGGGAAGGCCAGGGUGUCGUUCUGAUGUGCUCUCCUCCGCCACAUUCACCAGAGAUCAUCUAUAGCUGGGUAUUUAAUGAGUUCCCUUCCUUUGUGGCGGAAGACAGCCGGCGGUUCAUCUCCCAGGAGACAGGCAACCUUUAUAUUUCUAAAGUCCAAACAUCAGAUGUUGGCAGCUAUAUUUGUCUGGUGAAAAACACAGUGACGAAUGCUAGAGUCCUUAGUCCUCCAACGCCACUCACUCUGCGUAAUGAUGGUGUGAUGGGAGAAUAUGAGCCGAAAAUUGAGGUCCAUUUUCCUUUCACGGUUACAGCUGCUAAAGGAACAACUGUUAAGAUGGAAUGCUUUGCACUUGGCAACCCCGUUCCAACAAUCACAUGGAUGAAGGUUAAUGGUUAUAUUCCUAGUAAGGCACGUCUGCGGAAAUCUCAGGCGGUGCUGGAAAUACCGAAUGUACAGCUGGAUGAUGCAGGCAUUUAUGAGUGCAGAGCUGAAAACUCACGUGGAAAAAAUUCCUUUCGUGGACAAUUACAAGUAUACACCUACCCACACUGGGUAGAAAAACUGAAUGAUACUCAGUUAGACAGUGGGAGCCCUCUCCGAUGGGAAUGUAAGGCUACUGGAAAACCCAGACCCACGUAUCGUUGGCUGAAGAAUGGAGUACCCCUCUCACCUCAGAGUAGGGUUGAGAUGGUUAAUGGAGUAUUGAUGAUCCACAAUGUGAAUCAAUCAGAUGCUGGAAUGUAUCAGUGUUUGGCUGAAAAUAAGUAUGGAGCCAUUUACGCUAGUGCUGAGCUGAAGAUUCUAGCUUCAGCUCCCACUUUUGCACUGAAUCAACUGAAGAAAACAAUAAUUGUUACCAAAGACCAAGAAGUUGUCAUAGAGUGCAAACCCCAAGGCUCUCCAAAACCAACCAUCUCUUGGAAGAAAGGAGACAGAGCAGUUAGAGAAAACAAAAGAAUAGCUAUUCUUCCAGACGGGAGUCUACGGAUCCUAAAUGCUUCCAAAUCAGACGAGGGAAAGUACGUUUGCCGAGGGGAAAACGUCUUUGGUUCUGCUGAAAUUAUAGCUUCGCUAUCUGUAAAAGAACCUACAAGGAUAGAACUUACUCCUAAAAGAACAGAAUUGACAGUGGGAGAAAGCAUUGUCCUUAAUUGCAAAGCAAUUCACGAUGCUAGUUUGGAUGUCACUUUCUACUGGACUCUGAAAGGACAGCCUAUUGAUUUCGAGGAAGAGGGUGGACAUUUUGAAAGCAUCAGGGCCCAAGCAUCCUCUGCAGAUUUAAUGAUCAGGAACAUCCUUCUGAUGCAUGCUGGGAGAUAUGGCUGCAGGGUACAGACCACAGCAGACAGUGUGUCAGAUGAGGCAGAACUUCUUGUUAGGGGACCCCCAGGCCCACCUGGGAUAGUAAUUGUUGAGGAAAUAACCGAAAGUACGGCCACACUGUCCUGGAGCCCAGCAGCUGACAACCACAGCCCAAUCUCCUCCUACAACCUUCAAGCUCGCAGCCCAUUUUCCCUGGGCUGGCAAACAGUAAAGACAGUCCCAGAAAUCAUAACAGGGGACAUGGAGUCAGCCAUGGCUGUGGACCUAAAUCCCUGGGUGGAAUAUGAAUUUCGAGUGGUAGCCACCAACCCUAUUGGGACAGGAGAUCCAAGCACCCCAUCUCGAAUGAUCCGCACAAAUGAAGCAGUUCCGAAGACAGCACCCACCAAUGUAAGCGGAAGAAGUGGAAGAAGGCAUGAGUUAGUCAUUGCCUGGGAGCCAGUAUCUGAAGAGUUUCAGAAUGGGGAAGGCUUCGGCUAUAUUGUGGCUUUCAGACCCAAUGGAACACGUGGCUGGAAGGAAAAAAUGGUGACAUCCUCUGAAGCUUCCAAAUUCAUUUAUCGAGAUGAAAGUGUCCCUCCUCUUACUCCCUUUGAAGUGAAAGUUGGCGUUUAUAACAAUAAAGGAGAUGGGCCUUUUAGUCAAAUUGUGGUCAUCUGUUCAGCUGAAGGAGAACCCAGUGCUGCUCCCACAGAUGUCAAGGCGACAAGUGUGUCUGUGUCAGAGAUUCUUGUUGCAUGGAAACACAUUAAAGAGAGUCUAGGAAGACCACAGGGAUUUGAGGUUGGUUACUGGAAAGACAUGGAACAGGAAGAUACAGCAGAAACAGUCAAAACUAGAGGGAAUGAGUCUUUCGUCAUCCUAACAGGAUUAGAAGGAAAUACGUUAUAUCACUUCACAGUGAGGGCUUACAAUGGAGCUGGAUAUGGGCCACCUAGCAGUGAAGUGAGUGCAACCACCAAGAAAUCCCCUCCUAGUCAAGCACCUAGCAACCUCAGGUGGGAGCAGCAAGGCUCUCAGGUUUCUCUGGGCUGGGAACCCGUCAUACCAUUAGCCAACGAAUCUGAAGUUGUGGGUUACAAGGUUUUUUAUAGGCAAGAGGGUCACAGCAACAGCCAAGUUAUUGAAACACAGAAACUUCAAGCAGUAGUACCACUCCCAGAUGCUGGAGUCUAUAUUAUUGAAGUUCGAGCAUAUAGUGAAGGAGGAGAUGGAACAGCUAGUUCUCAAAUUAGGGUACCAUCAUAUUCAGGUGGAAAAAUCACAAGUGCACAGUCGACCCUUCACUCUCUCUCCACAUCUUCGUCAUCAGUCACCUUGCUCUUGGCAUUGAUGAUUCCUUCAACUUCCUGGUGAAAACUGCUGACUUAAUUUGCUUUUGUUUGCUUUAGCUUGGUAACAGCGGUGAAUAGAGUGUAGUGUAAGUGGAGAACCAGGAUCCUGAGAUGAGCUUGAGCUUUAAAAACUUGGGACUAUACAUGGUGAACUUACAGGAGGUUAGGGGGGAAAUAUUACUUAUCCAUCAGGUUUCUCUUUGGUUUUUGUAAACGGAGAGGACAGUUCUUAGUCCAGUAAAAAUAUGCAGAUUGUAUGUAAUGAAUUUUUGUAAACAAAGGUAAUUUCUGUCAAAUGUAUUCUUUACUUUUUUAAUAUGUUGGGAUUUUAUUUUAUAUCUGAUGACUCCGAGUGUGUGCCAUCCAUUUGUUAAGUAACUGGCCUUUAGCAGAUCUGUUUCAAAAACAAAUACAAAAAUGAGAAUGAAAAGUUUGCUUAAGACUAAGUCCAGUGUUUUUCAUUUUCCCUUUGGCUGAAUAUUUCAAUUGACAAACCAGCAGGACAUAUGAAAAAUGCUUCAGUGAUGUGGUCCAUUAUAAGAUAAGUACACAAAAAUUUUCUUGAAAAAUAUUGUAUGAUUGCAUAGUGAAAUAGCAAGAUUUGUCAAUAUGCUAUUCUAUAUGCACCCCUAGAGCAAGUCAUUAGGGUAGGGAAUAAGCCAUUUACAUUAGUGCAAGAUAGAAAGCGAGUCCAGAUGAAUUUCAGUGCUAUAGUUUUUCAUAAAGUACUAUGUUAUCUAGCAGCAAAUAUAAUAAAUAUUUAUUUUUAAUAACAAAAGAUGGUUUAACAUCACCAAAAAAUAUGAUCACUAAAAACUGCAGACAUGCUGGCAUGGGUGCUAACUUAAAAAUGAGAUGAAUAUGGGACAGAGCGUUUCCAUUUCUUUACCUACUGCCAAAACAGAUGUUGAAUUAGGUCCAAGGUUUUCUUCUAAUUGCAAAAUUUUGCAAAAAUUUUAAGGGCAAUGAAAAUUUGUUGUGCAAAUAAUUAUGCAUAGUCUGUAGAUUAAAAUGGUUCAAGUAUAACAAAUAAGUUUUGAUUUUUAAAAACAGUUCCAUGCAUCACAUACCACUGAUAAAAUCAACUAGUAAAAUAAAGACAGUCUUUCUUGGAUAAAUUGAAUUUUUAAUUAAGCUGUGGAAACAUGGCAUCAGUACAGGGAUUCAGCUAGUCUAGCCAGCUAUGCACUGUUUGAUUCUGUGGCUUGGGAAGUAAUCCUUAUUUGCUAUUUCAAAGAGUCAUCUUGAGCCUGAGAGAUCCUAGAGAGUUGUUGGAAAAUGAGAUGAAAAUUUUCUACUUGAUGAUAUCUUAAAGAAGUUCUAACAAGCACAAGAAUGUGCCAGAGUUGGCAUCAUACCCAUGAAGAUGCGUGAAAGGAUAGUUAUUGCAAAGUCAUAUGCCAGAGAAGAGCCUGGAGAAACUAUGGUUUUAUAGGCGAUGUUAACAAGAGAACAAAAAUUGGUUUUAUAAUUUUAUAUAAUUUAAACUUGUUAACUGUAUUUGCUUCAUUAAUAACAAGCAAAAUGAAACAAUAUGGAGCUCAAAUUGCUAGCUCUCAAGGUUAAUCCUUGUAGAAUCAGAGAAGUGAUUGAAGUUUCUGUUCUGAACAUCCUGAAAGAAUAGUUUCAGAGCCACAGUAAAAGUCUGUAUGUAGGUUACAUAUUCUCUUUGGGGAAAUGAUGUAAGACACCCUAAACAAACAAGAAAUUAGUUAAAAGACUCACUCAAUGAUAUUAUAGUAAAUACUACAGAUGGUAAGUAUUUAAGCCUGUAAGUAAGUAAUUAUGACCAAGUGGCCUUUCUUGAACGCCUCCUUUAAAGUGGGAGAGGCUGGACUUUGCAAAAACAGGGAUGCUAAUUGUUUAGCUGGCAAAACAUGAGCUCUCCCAAGUAUAGUUUACCUUUAUGAAUUGUGCAUCUGAAUAAAAGACAGAAAGAAUAUUUUUAAUGCAAAAUAAUUUUACGUAUUUCAUGAAUCAAGCCAUUUUCUUCAUUUUCCAUGGUGGUGUACACCAGAUUUAGUGAAGGACUUUAAGAAUCAACUUCUUACUUACACUCUCAGAAAGCAAAGCCCAGUAAAAUAUUAAACAAAUAAAAUGGCAAAUUUAAAUUAACCAAUAUUUUUAAUUAGCUGAUGGAUGGUACGUAUCUGACAGAGUAUUUACACAUAUAGAAUGUCUGAUGUAUUCUUACAGGAAUCAGAGAUAUGGAAUGUUUUUACUUAACAUACACAGAAUAUGUAUUUUGCAUCAUAAACCUAUUUAAAAAACAGGUUUUCAAUGUUUAUGUACUUAUGUGCUGCAUAUCUGUUACUUUGUAGAAACCAGAAGAGCAUUCUUAUCAAGGUACAUUAUUUUUCAGCUACAGUACUGAGUUUUUUCUGCUAUGGGAUAGUAACCACAGUCUUAAAUCACUAAAGAGACUGUAUUUUUGUAUAAUGUCCAUUGAAUAUGAAGAAAGCAACAGUCCUUAUAAUUAGAAAUUUCAUGAAAGCAAAAGUUUUGCAUACCCAAAUGAAGGUACUGUGGACCCCAUGUCAAACUGUUAAAUAUAUUGUGUACGAUCUGUAUAUAUACUAUAUAUAAGGCAUAUACCGUGUGGAAGGCACAGUCAAAUAAUAGUUCUGUGUACUGUUCUUGUAACAUUAGAUCUUUUUAAUAAAUAAUUCUCUUUUUAUUGACUUUUA